Messenger RNA from Wasmannia auropunctata (little fire ant), 2274 nucleotides. It is a transcript of the gene Alg11, whose product is annotated as GDP-Man:Man(3)GlcNAc(2)-PP-Dol alpha-1,2-mannosyltransferase. Gene Ontology annotation, cellular component: endoplasmic reticulum membrane. Gene Ontology annotation, molecular function: GDP-Man:Man(3)GlcNAc(2)-PP-Dol alpha-1,2-mannosyltransferase activity. Gene Ontology annotation, biological process: protein N-linked glycosylation. Lineage: Eukaryota; Metazoa; Arthropoda; Insecta; Hymenoptera; Formicidae. The record is from RefSeq and is a predicted model, not a curated record. The coding region runs from base 512 to 1936 and encodes 474 amino acids. The transcript has 8 exons.
CACUUUGUUUCAUUGAUAUCGUGAUAUUCGUGAUUGAUACUUUUCCUCUCUUCCCCUUCGUACCUCUCGCGAUCGAGAAAGCGAAUUAGUAUGUUCGAUCCUCGACGGAGGAGGAGGAGUCGACCGAGCGUUCUCUUCCAAAGAUAAAUAUUCACCUGCACCUGUGUUUACCGACGUAUGCACGUACAUUAAAGGGAAAGGAAAACAAAGAGCUUUCGCGCGACAGCGAGGUUAGGUCUCGCGCGUGUGGGAGGUUAAUUCCCGAUUCUCGCUCGCGAGGACGCGAGGGAUCGUCCGCUCGAGGACCGUGCCACCGGCCACGAAGUGUUAUCGGAAGUUACACGUCGUCAACCGAGCGCACUACGACAGGCAGUCUCUCACACACACGUGCGGAUCCGCGAGUGGCCGCGAACAUGAUUUUUUACUUCUUAAUGUAAGGGAUUUUCUCCGCUCGUUAAGCAGCUCGUUAGUGCGAUCUCCUGCAUGGACACCCAUAAUCCUAUUUGUAAACAUGCUGCUGCUAGUGAUCGUAUGUAAAGUGCUCUGCGUACUCGUCCUCCUGCCAAUUCUAUUGAUAAAAUGGAGAAAGUUCUACUCGAGGAAGCGCGAGGAGAGACAGCAGACCGGAACGGUCGUCGGGAUCUUCCAUCCGUACUGCAACGCGGGCGGAGGCGGCGAGCGAGUGCUCUGGGCCGCGGUGCAGGCUAUACAGAACAAAUAUUCCGACGUGCACAUCGUUAUAUACACCGGCGAUCUUGACGCCGAUCCCGAGAAGAUUCUCAACAGAACCGAAAAGACGUUCAACCUGAAAUUACGGCCCAACAUCGAGUUCGUCUACUUGCACGGACGGAAAUGGGUGGAGGCCUCCACGUAUCCUUACUUCACGCUUCUGGGGCAGAGCCUGGGAUCCGUCUUUCUGGGCAUCGAGGCGUUGAACAAUCUUACACCAGAUAUAUACAUCGACACGAUGGGCUACGCGUUCACGUAUCCCUUAUUCAAGUACAUCGGCGGCUGCCGAGUCGGAUCGUACACGCACUAUCCCACUAUUUCGACCGACAUGUUGAAGUACGUCUACAAGAGAAUCGCCACGUUCAACAAUCGAAGGGCCAUCGCCAGAAAUCCGUUCUUCUCGGGAGCCAAGUUCCUUUACUACAAAUUAUUCGGGCGCUUGUACGGAUUGGUUGGCAGUUGCGCCGAGAUCGUGAUGGUAAACUCCUCGUGGACCGAGGACCAUAUCAACAGAAUCUGGAAAUGCCCGUUGAAAACCCACAGACUGUAUCCCCCGUGUAACGUGGAGCACCUGACCGAGCUGCCGUUCCUCAGCGACGAGGAGAAGGGCGACUAUAUACGGAUAGUGGCGAUCGCCCAAUUCAGACCGGAGAAGAAUCAUCCGCUCAUGCUGAGGGCGAUGUUCGAGCUGAGAUCUAUUAUUGAGGAGGAAGUCUGGGAAAAGGUCAAAUUAAUCUGCAUCGGUUCCUGUCGGGACGCCGAGGACGAGGGGCGCGUCAAGGAUAUGCAGGACCUGGCGAAGUACCUGGCUUUAGACAACAACGUCGAGUUCAAGCUGAACGUACCGUACUCCGAGCUCGUGUCCGAGAUGCAGAGAGCAACGAUCGGUCUGCAUACAAUGUGGAACGAACAUUUUGGUAUCGGCGUCGUGGAGUGCAUGGCCGCGGGAUUAAUCAUGGUGGCCCACGCUUCCGGCGGACCGAGGGCAGACAUCAUAGAAACGCAAGAGGGUAGUGUGACCGGUUUUCUAGCGGAGGACGAGAUGGAAUAUGCAAAAGUACUAGCGAGCAUCAUAAAAAUGCACCCAACGGAACGAAACGCUAUCAAAGUUGCGGCUAGAUCGUCUGUAAAUCGUUUCUCAUGCGAGAUCUUCGAGAGGGAAUUUCUACGGGCGAUCGAGCCGUUUUUCAGAUCGAAACAGGAAUAAUGUGUUGCCUUACAGUUCCUCUAAAAAUGGUAUAAAUUACGGAUAUAUACGUGCAAAUGGUUCAUUUCGAAAUCAAAACGCACUUUCGGUGCACAUGUCACAUUAUCUCGUACGUAUAGUAGCGUGUACAUGUAAUUAACAAAUAAGGAUGUUAAGGUUUUCUAUGUGAGGCAAAUCUGUAUUUACUUUGUUUAGAGACGCGAGAGACUUUCUGCUUGAAGUUUUGCAUUGAUUUUUAGAAUGCAGUACGUAAAAGACAUAAUCAUGAUUUAGCACACAGAAAACCGUGCCACAUUGUACAUAUAAUGGCGCUUGUUAAUGAACUGUUACUUAAACGA